Molecule: messenger RNA, 6038 nt
Organism: Exophiala viscosa
Lineage: Eukaryota; Fungi; Ascomycota; Eurotiomycetes; Chaetothyriales; Herpotrichiellaceae
Product: 30S ribosomal protein S1
Exons: 1
Coding region: 179-5557 (1792 amino acids)
Biological process (GO): rRNA processing
Cellular component (GO): nucleolus; small-subunit processome
Molecular function (GO): RNA binding; protein binding
Source: RefSeq, a predicted model, not a curated record
AAAAAGUUCCAACGAGCAAAAGCACUCCAAAAAAAAUCCUGGGCCGCACUUGUGAUCGCCAUCACUGGGCUGCCACAAGAGAAACACCAACAUGCAGCAAACAACUUUUGUCUAAAUUUCAACGUCGUGGUAGACGGGGACUUUGAGGAGCGUGCGUUUUCUCUAGCCAGACCUCAGUAUGGCUUCCACAAAGCGCAAAUUGGCGAACGAGCCAGCGACGAGUUCACCAGCAAACAAACGAUCAAAAUCAGAUGCAAAGUCUCAGACCAAUACUGCUGCACCCGAACUAAAUAAGAGUCAAAAGCCGAAGCCUGCGUCGAUACUCACAAAGGAACAACCAGCAUUUCCUAGAGGCGGUGCUAGCCUGCUCACUCCGCUUGAACGCAAACAAAUACAAGUCAAGGCCUCACAAGACGUUGCAAGAGAACGGAAGCAGCAGCAGGACCUCUUCGGGUCCGGUCGCACACAACCAGAGGAUACUAGCGAUGAGGGGGAGACUGGCGAACCACAGAAAGCGGCAAAGCAGGUCAAGAAGAAAUCUCAAAAAACCAAAGAGCGGCCUGAAAUCUCUACUUCACACACUCCCGAAGUCCAGAUCGGAGGUCUCAAUUACAAACGCAUCACAAGCGGCUCUCUCAUACUCGGUCAGGUCACGUCGAUAAGUAGCCGGGUGCUAACUGUGGCUUUGCCGGACAAUCUGGUUGGUUACGUCCCAUUGACUGCGGUUUCACCACAAUUGAGCGAGAAGAUACAAGCACUGCUGAAUGACGAUGACGACAACAAAUCCGUUAACGAGGAGGAAGAGGAGGACCAAGACAUUUCUCUUACACAGUACUGCCGAGUGGGACAAUAUCUUCGAGUUGCGGUUACCUCUACAGAGCAGGAGAAGGCAGGAGGGAAAGCAUCUGCGCGGAAACGCAUCGAACUGUCCACUGAGCCAGCGCUGACCAAUGUCGGGAUUGAUCGAGGAAAUCUCGCCGUCGGUGCCACCGUCCAAGUGUCUGUAAGCAGCGUCGAGGACCAUGGCCUGGUUGUCGACCUGGCAUUGGAGGAGGGAAACGUCCGGGGUUUCAUAUCGAAGAAGCAUCUACCCAAUGGUCUAUCUCUUUCCGAUCUCCGGACGGGCGCCGUUUUGUUGUGCAGCGUCUUGGAGGUUGGCUCCAACGGCAAAGUAGUGAAGCUGACGGCAGACUUGUCGAAAGAUACGGCCCUCAAGACAGCGCCAUCCAUCGACACAUUCCUCCCUGGUACUAAAGCCGAAAUUCUGUUGACCAGCCGAACUGAUGCUGGUCUUUCGGGGAAAAUCAUGGGUCUUCUAGAUGUAACCGCUGACGUGGUACAUUCGGGCUCUUUCAAAGACAAGGAAGCCUUCCUGGCCAAAUUUGAAGCUGGAAAGAAAAUACAGGGUCGCCUGAUCUACAACUUUCCCCUCUCCGACACGAAAAAGUUGGGUUUCUCUGUCUUCGAUCAUCUUGUAACCCUGGGCAAUGAGGUUGCACAGGCACAUGGAACACUUGCCUUGUCUUCCAUCGUGGACUCUGCCCCGGUGAUCCGAGUAGAGCCUGGUCUUGGUGUCUACCUACAGCUGGAUCAAGACACAGUCGGCUUUGCACAUAUUUCUCGUCUCUCGGACAAGAAGAUUGACGCCAUUUCGGAGGUGACCGGCCCAUACAAGCUUGGUUCAGAACACAAGGCUCGACUCAUCGAAUACAACCCCGUCGAUCACCUCUAUAUUGUUUCUCUACAGCAAAAAGUCCUUGAGCAACCAUUUCUGCGAUUUGAAGACGUACCUGUGGGUGCGGUAGUGAAGGGCACCAUCGAAAGGCUCAUCAUUGGCUCCAACGGGGUGUCAGGUCUGCUAAUCAACCUGGCAGAAGGUGUGACCGGCUUUGUUCCACAGAUCCACAUGUCGGAUAUCGACCUGAAAAAUCCUGAAAAGAAGUUCAGAGAGGGGCAGGCUGUGGCCGUAAGAGUCGUAUCCGCGGACCCAGUCAGGCGCCGCUUGAAGUUGACACUCAAAAAAUCCAUCGUUAACAGCGAUCAAAAGCCUUGGUUACGAUACGAGGAUAUCGAAGUUGGUAACUCUACUGUCGGCAUGUUGGCCAAGGUUGAUCGCCACGGCGCCGUUGUUCGAUUCUUCGGUCCUGUACGAGGCUUUCUUCCAGUAUCUGAAAUGAGCGAGGCAUACAUCAAGGACGCCACUGAACAUUUUCGGGUGGGGCGGGUUUUGACUGUGAAUGCAAUCAGCGUCAAUGCCGCUGACCGCCGCCUUACAGUGUCGUGCAGGGACGUCAAUGCCUCCAAUCAGUCAAUUGAGAGCUCUCUUGCAAGGUUGCAGCCUGGAUCUAUCACAAAAGGAACUGUUUUUGAGAAAUCCGAUAACGACAUUCUGCUGCGCCUGGAAGGCUCUGAUGCCAUUGCGCGGCUUACUCGUGACCAUAUCUCCGAUGGUUCGUCAGAAAAACGUAAAUCUCGAUUCGCCAAAAUACGAGUAGGCCAGAAGCUGGAAGACCUUGUCAUUCUACAGGUUCAGGCCAAGAAGAGGCUCGUUGUGGUCACAAACAAACAAAGUCUGCUGAAAGCGGCUCAAGAUGGCUCUCUUCUCAAGAGUUACGAACAGGUGCAACCAGAUGCGCUCAUCACCGGCUACGUUUCCAACAUUACAGAUGAUGGCGUGUUCGUCAGUUUCGCCGCCGGCAUCAGUGGACUGAUCCCGAAGAAUCAAGUUCCUGUCGAACAUGAAGACGAAUCUGUCGAUCCGAAAAUUGAAACCGGCUUUGGGUUGUCGAAGUUCCAAUCAGUCACCACCAGGGUCUUGUCCAUUGACUACAAGGGUGCCACUCCACGAUUCUGGUUGACCAUGCGAGACAGAGUCGUUGAUGGACCGUCGAAAGUAGCCCCUGCAGUCUCCAACGAGCCAUUACCGGAACUCGUAGAGCCUGUCGAUACCAGCCUGAAGCGGCUGGACGAUCUAAUGGUAGGCAGGAUCACCAAAGCUCGAGUCACUUCGGUCAAGGAGACUCAAAUCAACGUAGAGCUGGCCAAGAAUGUUCAGGGCCGCAUAGAUGUUUCCGAAGUCUUUGACGAGUGGAAGGAUAUCAAAGACCGCAAGAACUCACUCAAGCAAUUCACCACCAAGCAAGAACUUACCGUCAAAGUGCUUGGAGCACACGACACCCGAAAUCACCGAUUCCUGCCUCUGAGUCAUCGGCAGGGAAAGAACACAGUGCUUGAGUUGUCAUGCAAACCUAGUUCGGUGGCAGAUCCCAGCAGAUCCAGUCUGAGCUUGAAAGAUCUAUCGGUCGGCUCAUCCUGCCUAGCCUUUGUCAACAAUAUCGCCGAAGACUGCUUAUGGGUCAAUAUAUCCCCAGCUGCACGCGGACGCAUCAGGGCAACCGAUGUCUCUGAUGAUCUAUCUCUCGCAGCCAACCUGGAGGCAAACUUCCCCAUCGGCUCUGCUCUACGUGUUCACGUCGUCUCAGUCGACCCGGAGAAGAAUCGCCUGGAUCUUACGGCGAGAUCAGACGCCUCAGUCGGAUCUCUUACACUCAACAACAUGACCAAAGGACUCAUCCUGCCUGGGAGAGUGACGAAAGUCUCCGAUCACAAUAUUGUUGUUCAACUCAGCGAGCAACUGGUUGGGGUUGUCGAGCUCAUUGACAUGGAGGAUAACUACGACGAAGUGAAUCCUGCCAAGUACCAGAAGAACGAUGUCAUUCGAGUCUGCGUGCUCAACGUCGACGUGCCGAACAAAAAGGUGACCUUGUCCGCACGUCGGUCGAAGGUCCUAAGUUCAUCGUCCGAGGUUCGAGACCGAGAAUUUACCUCUUCAACCCAGUUGGCUGUCAAUGACAAAGUACGAGGAUUCAUCUCCAACGUCGCAGACAAAGGUGUUUUCGUGACACUAGGACACGGUGUCACAGCAUUUGUGAGGGUCGGAAAUCUGUCGGACAGCUACUUGAAAGACUGGAAGGAUCACUUUCAGCGAGAUCAAUUGGUAGAAGGACGAAUCACUUUGGUUGACGAAGCGUCUGGCCAUGUCCAAAUGAGCUUGAAACGAUCGACGCUAGACCCCAACUACAAGGCACCGCUCACAUUCACUGACCUGCAUGUUGGGGACGUUGUCACUGCCAAGGUCGUCAAGGUCGAGUCUUUUGGUGUUUUCAUCUUGGUGGACGAUUCCGAGAACGUACGUGGACUGUGUCACCGCAGUGAAAUAGCAGAGCAACGGAUCGAAGAUGCCAGCAAGCUUUUCAGUGAAGGUGAUGCCGUAAAGGCGAAGGUUCUGAAGAUCGAUCCGGCCCAACGCAGAGUCAACUUUGGCAUGAAAGCAUCCUACUUUGCCGAUGCUUCUGAGGAGGAAAUUGAUGACGAAGACUCCGACGAAGAUGGUGUCGACCUCGACCAAGCAAUGGAUGACCUUGUCGACGAAGACGAUGAAGAAAGCCAAGACGAGGAUGAGGAUCUUGAGGACCUCAACAACGAAGACGAAGACCAAGACGAGGCUGAUGACUCUGACGACGAAGCUGCCCCUAGCCUUGCCGGACCUUCAGGUCUCAGCGCCGGUGGCUUCGAUUGGACCGGAUCUGCAAGCGUUCAAUCGAACAAACGUGCCGCCGAUGCCAAUGAUUCAGACGAUGAGAAACCAGACAAAGCAUUGAAGAAAAAGAAGAAGCGGGCCGCAGUCCAAGUCGACCGUACUGCAGACUUGGAUACCGAUGGACCACAAUCCGUGGAUGAUUUUGAACGAUAUCUCCUGACUGAGCCUGACUCGGGCGCUCUAUGGGUGCAGUAUAUGGCGUUCCACGCCAACCUGGGCGACCUCGAUCAAGCGCGCUCCAUCGGAGAACGAGCAUUGAAGUCUAUCGGACUGGGCCAGGAGGCCGAGAAACAGAUCGUGUGGACGGCAUUGCUUAACCUGGAGGCUGCUCAUGGUGACGACGAGACCAUUGAAGCCAUGUUUCGCCGGGCUUGCGAGUACAACGACGCGCUUGAGAUGUACAGCCGAUUGAUCAGCGCCUUCAUUUCUUUGGGCAAGCACUCCAAGGCAGAUGACAAGUUUACGGCAAUGAUCAAGAAAUUUGGCGCCCAAGACCCGAAAGUGUGGGUAAACUACGCCACGUUCUUGUUUGACAACAUGCGCGACCGACCGCGUGCAAGGGCUUUGCUGACGAGUGCGGUUCGGGUGUUGCCCAAACACACGCACUUCGAUGUCACAUUGAAGUUCGCAUUGCUGGAGUUUAGGUCUGGCGAGCCGGAACGCGGGCGGACCAUCUUCGAGGGAUUGAUUGCCUCGUAUCCUAGGCGUCUGGAUCUGUUUGAUGUGAGGCUCGACGUGGAGGAGAAUGGGUGUGAUGAUGAUGACCCCCAAAAGGAGGAGGUGAGAAGAGUCUAUGAGCGGGUUUUGGAGAUGAGGUUGAAACCGAAGAAAGCCAAUCACUUCUUCAAGCGAUGGCUCAGGUUUGAGGAAAAGCACGGUGAUGAGAGGAAGGUUGAAGAGGUUAAGGCCCGCGCCGCGGAGUGGGCGAGGAAUGCCCGAGAGCAGGUUGAGGCGUAAGAGUCAUGUGAAGAGAGUAGUUCUUCCAUUUUUCCUUACCCGAUGUAGACUUACUUGAUGCCUCAAGAUAUGGUGGGGUUGGCAUCUUUGGUAGAGUCACAUCAUCUACCUAGCUAUCUACUGUGAACAGUGAAACAGUAUGAGUACAAGGCUGAAAGGCUAAUCUUGGUUCCUGUUGUGCGGAUACAUUCUCCAUAUCUGGUCAAGCGAGAACAUGCACGGCACCAUCGAUCCGGAAAAGAUCAAUCCAUCUAUUCGGCACAAGCAGGGGGCCCUGCAGCCUUUGCGCAUCAUCAAUAAUCAAUCACAGUAACCUGCUAUGGUUAUUUUGCUGCUGGUGUCUCGGGCUGGUGCUGUCUUCUGAUAACUUGGCUUGCGUUCCAUGCUAUCAAGGUAUUUCUUUUCUCUUGCGUGGGAUCCGGCACAGCAUUACGGAGUACAGCUGAAACUGUUACAUGAAAGUUACGUGGAUUUUCUAGAA